Messenger RNA from Peromyscus maniculatus bairdii (prairie deer mouse), 1509 nucleotides. RefSeq names its product 3-hydroxy-3-methylglutaryl-CoA lyase (gene Hmgcl). NCBI's taxonomy places the organism in Eukaryota, Metazoa, Chordata, Mammalia, Rodentia, Cricetidae. Gene Ontology annotation, molecular function: hydroxymethylglutaryl-CoA lyase activity. The record is from RefSeq and is a predicted model, not a curated record. Gene Ontology annotation, biological process: ketone body biosynthetic process; L-leucine catabolic process. Gene Ontology annotation, cellular component: mitochondrion.
CCCACAUAGCGAUCGGCGGUCACGUGGGGCCCGGCGGGUGUGGCCACGGAGACUGGGCUAAGAUGGCUACAGUGAGGCAGGCUUUCCCGCGGAGGCUGCUGGGCUUGGCGUCCCUCCGGGCUAUUAGCACCUCAUCCAUGGGUGCUUUCCCGAAGCAGGUGAAGAUCGUGGAAGUCGGUCCCCGAGAUGGUCUGCAGAAUGAGAAGAACAUUGUACCGACCGCCGUGAAAAUCAAGCUGGUAGACAUGCUCUCCGAAGCAGGGCUGCCCGUUAUCGAGGCCACCAGCUUUGUCUCUCCAAAGUGGGUUCCCCAGAUGGCUGACCACUCUGAAGUCUUGAAGGGCAUUCAGAAGUUUCCUGGCAUCAACUAUCCAGUCCUGACUCCAAAUAUGAAAGGCUUCGAGGAAGCGGUAGCUGCAGGUGCCAAGGAAGUCUGCAUCUUUGGGGCGGCCUCUGAGCUCUUCACCCGGAAGAAUGUGAACUGCUCCAUAGACGAGAGUUUCCAGCGAUUUGAUGGAGUCAUGCAGGCCGCACAGGCCGCCAGCAUCCCUGUGAGAGGGUAUGUCUCGUGUGCCCUCGGAUGCCCCUAUGAGGGGAAGAUCUCCCCGGCUAAAGUAGCUGAGGUUGCUAAGAAGUUGUACUCGAUGGGCUGCUAUGAGAUCUCCCUUGGGGACACCAUUGGUGUAGGCACCCCGGGACUCAUGAAGGACAUGCUGACGGCCGUCAUGCGUGAGGUACCUGUGGCCGCGCUGGCUGUCCACUGCCAUGAUACCUAUGGUCAAGCCCUGGCCAACACCCUGGUAGCCCUGCAGAUGGGAGUGAGCGUUGUGGACUCCUCUGUGGCGGGCCUUGGAGGCUGUCCCUAUGCACAAGGUGCCUCAGGGAACCUGGCUACCGAGGACCUGGUCUACAUGCUGACUGGCUUAGGGAUUCACACGGGCGUGGAACUCCAGAAGCUCCUCGAAGCUGGAGACUUCAUCUGUCAAGCCCUGAACAGAAAAACCAGCUCCAAAGUGGCACAGGCCACCUGCAGACUCUGAGCUCUUGUUCACCCGAGACCUGGGACUGUGGGGGGUGGGCAUGCACAAAUGAUUCCUUGAUGGGGGAAAUGGAUGUGAACAAAUGAGCAGGUAUAACCAAGGUCCUUCUAGACAGAAAGGGCAGGAGCUGCCAGGCCUGGGGAUGACUGAGUGGCCUUGGAGCCUGGAAGUCUCCCUUCUCUGUGGACCAGUGCCCCAGAGCUGAGUGCCUGAGCAUUUGCUUGGGAUGGCCCUGGGUCUCCUGGGCGGAUCUGCUGGCUAACAGAGCUGAUGCCCACCCUGCCGUGACUGUGGUUCCUGUGCUCUCCUACAGAGAACAGAGAGCAGUUUUCCCACAAGCCAGCCGAGCAUUUGGUGGGGAUUGAUCUGUGGUGGCCAUCUGCCAACCCCAGCAUCUCUGGGAAAUCACUCUGUACAUGAUUUUUGAAAACAGCUUAUGUAAUUAAAGAUUUAAUUUUCUAAUAGCCAA